Topomyia yanbarensis is the source of this 2205-nucleotide messenger RNA. RefSeq names its product excitatory amino acid transporter (gene Eaat2). The record is from RefSeq and is a predicted model, not a curated record. Gene Ontology annotation, cellular component: plasma membrane. Lineage: Eukaryota; Metazoa; Arthropoda; Insecta; Diptera; Culicidae. Gene Ontology annotation, molecular function: glutamate:sodium symporter activity; L-glutamate transmembrane transporter activity; neutral L-amino acid transmembrane transporter activity. The transcript is spliced from 5 exons. Bases 337 to 1950 code for a protein of 537 amino acids. Gene Ontology annotation, biological process: L-glutamate transmembrane transport.
AACUUCACUCAUUCGGUGUUUGCUGUUCGUUUCGUUCGGUAGCAAUUCAGCUUGGUCGCCGGUUUCUAGCAGGACUAGAUAAGUGGUGCUGGCACAGCAGCGUACAGUGACUUCGGCCGGCGUGUCAAUGGAAACUAGUGACUGUUGUUCUAGUGCAGGACUUCCUAAGUGGAUUAUUUGCGUUACUACCGUGUGCCGUUCGUUCAGUAUAUAGUUUCUGGAGUGGGCUUUCGCACCUACCUACCUAGCCUACGGCCUAUUUUGUUGUUAGAAUCUGGAGUGGGCGAUUUAAAACAGGAAGAGCUCCGAAGAAAACAACGAUUGCAUCAGUUACUGAUGAUGAAGUUCAACUACUACCCGGAAACGGCCAAUGGAAUGGCACAAAGCGAGCAGCAGUUCCUGAAAGGUGAUAGCCAACGGCACACACCUGUGGCGAAACCGCCAAAGGCCCCGUGGCGGGAAUUUAUUUCCGAGAACAAACUAAUCCUGGUUACGUUGAGCGGUGUUAUAUUGGGCGUAUUGAUGGGAUUCAUCCUUCGCCCGUUGGCCUUGUCGGCAGACACCAUUAUGCUGAUAGCCUACCCGGGUGAGCUGUUUAUGCGUAUACUGAAGCUGAUGAUUCUUCCGCUGGUUAUUGCUAGUUUGAUCAGUGGAUCCUCCAGUUUGAAUGCUAAACUGAAUGGAAAAAUUGCCCUCCGAACGUUCGCGUAUUUCGCGCUGACCUCGUUUUUGAACGCUGUACUUGGUACAGUGUUGGUGCUGCUGAUACAUCCUGGUGAUCCGAAAGUACACGAAGCGAUAGUCGAGUUUUCGGGUGCCGGUGGGAAACCGGUCACCCUAAUGGAUAGUAUUUUGGAUUUGGGAAGGAACAUUUUCCCGGACAAUAUAUUCCAAGCGGCCAUCCAGCAGGCUCACACUGUUUAUGUGCCUAAGGAAAGUACCAAUGGAAGCUUGCCAACGUUGGCCAACACGCAGCAAACGAAGCCUACAUCUGCUCACACCACCUUCAAUUGGGAUGACGAAGAAGAGCUUAUUCGGAUAGUUGAAUAUCGGCCAGGCACGAACACGCUCGGAAUCGUUUUCUUUUGCCUUGUGUUCGGAACACUCCUGGGAACUAUCGGAAGCAAAGGCUACGUGGUGAUUCAGUUCUUCUCCGCAAUUUUCGAAGUAAUCAUGAAGAUGGUUACAGGGGUGAUGUGGCUUACUCCGAUCGGAAUUGGAAGCGUCAUAACCGGCAAAAUCUUGGCAGUUAACGACAUUAGCCUCGUUAUGACACAACUAGCUUGGUUUAUUUUUACCGUACUGUUCGGGGUGCUUCUGUAUCAGUGGGUGAUCAUACAGGCCAUUUACUUCUUUUUUCUGAGAAAGAACCCAUUUAGGUUCUACGUGGCACUUAUUCAACCGAUGUUGACUGCAUUUGCGACGGCUUCUACAGCGGCAGCACUCCCGCUUUCAUUCCGGUGCAUGAACGAAAAAUUAAAAGUGGAUUCCAGGAUCACCAGAUUCGUACUCCCGAUCGGUGCCAACAUCAACAUGGACGGUACGGCACUGUUCAUUUCAGUAUCGUCGAUCUUCAUUGCUCAGAUGAGCAGUAUGCAGCUGAACGUGGGACAGAUUAUGACGGUGGUACUGACAUCGACUGCCGCUUCGAUGAGCUCAGCCAGUAUUCCGAGUGCUGCGUUGGUGCUACUGCUGGUCGUCCUAUCGGCAAUCGAUGCUCCGAUGCAGAAUGUAACGCUACUGUUUGCGGUGGAUUGGAUUGUUGACCGCAUCCGUACGACCAACAAUUUCCUGGGUGAUUGCUACUGUGCCGUCAUCGUGGAACAUCUAUCGAAACGAGAGUUGAAGCUUGCCGAGGUAAAUGAACUCCAGCCGCAUUAUCGGGAAGACGACGAGCUUACCUUGGAUGGCGAGGGAAAAAUUCCGGGUAGACCUCGCAUUCAAGUUUAAAACCAUUAUUCUGUUUUAUUAUUUUACAAGGUAAGAUACGAAUUUCUAUAUCUUAAACAUUGAGGCUUAUUAGUACCUGUAGGGACCGACCAACUAGUGAACACACGAUUCGAUUUAAAUUUCGAUUCAGUACGGUACCAAAAUAUAAAUACCUACCUAACUAGACUAUAGCUGCACUGACUUGGUCAGUAAUUGUGAUAUUAAAAUCUGUUUAAUAGUAUUUCAAGAAGAAACAAUAUAGUUACCGAAAAGGGA